This is a messenger RNA of Anolis carolinensis (green anole), 1432 nucleotides long. RefSeq names its product RNA binding motif protein 34 (gene rbm34). Gene Ontology annotation, molecular function: RNA binding. The transcript has 11 exons. The record is from RefSeq and is a predicted model, not a curated record. The coding region runs from base 111 to 1385 and encodes 424 amino acids. Lineage: Eukaryota; Metazoa; Chordata; Lepidosauria; Squamata; Anolidae.
CCGCCUUCCUGUUUCCUUUCCUACUGCUGCCCGGGCCCAGUGGCGGGCUCCUCCCCCUUCGGCCCGCCUUAGUUCGAGUCGGAGGCGCCGAGAAGAGCUUCCAGGCGGAGAUGGCGGCGAAGGCAGGCAAGGGGGGCAAGGCCCGCCCCGGGAAAAGGAAAGAAUGUGAGAAAGAUACUGGUGCCGUGUCAAAGGAGGAUUACUUUGUAGGGCAAGUGGCUAACAGCCUGUUUCAAAACAAACCCACAACUUCUGGUACUCACCCUUUGUUACAACUCUUCAGUGCUCCUGCAGUUGAAACACAGCCUAUAUAUCUUGCUGUUCCAAAAGAAAGCAAAAAACGCAAAUGUGCAGAAGAGGAAAUUGCCACGAAAGUUCAGAGCUCAUCUGCUCUCAGACAGCCUUUGAAAAAAAUGAAGAAAGUAAACAAAAAGGAACUCUCUUUUGCAGAAAAGAACGUGGCAAACAGGGAGUGUGCUUUGGAGCAAGCAGAUGAAGAAGAAGAGAAAAAAGACAUAAAAUCCAAACAAAAGCUGAAAAAUACUCGACCUGUUACCAAGCAUCCCUCAGCUUCAGAUGAUAAUGCUGGAAGAAAACAAUGGAAAACAGGAAUCAACAAGGCUGAGGAGAUGCUCAAAAAUAAGAGGACUGUUUUUGUGGGAAACUUACCUGUUAGUUGUACAGAACAAAUGCUGAAGGCAUUUUUCAGAGAAUAUGGACAAAUUGAAUCGAUUCGUUUCCGUUCCCUGAUUCCAUCAGAGGAUACUCUCUCAAAGAAACUGGCAGCCAUAAAGAGAAAGUUUCAUCCUAAUAGGAAAUAUAUUAAUGCUUACAUCGUUUUCAAGGAGGAACACGCAGCUAAUGAUGCUUUAAAAUGUAAUGGCACUGAAUUUUGCAGUGGAUUCCACAUAAGAGUUGACCUUGCUUCGAAAUCCACUUGUCACGAUAACAAGAGAUCAGUAUUUGUGGGCAAUCUCCCUUAUGCUAUUGAUGAUGAUACUGUAAGAACCCAUUUCUCUCAAUGUGGAAAUGUAAUGGGUGUACGAAUUGUGAGAGAUCAGCGCACAGGCAUUGGCAAAGGAUUUGGCUAUGUUCUAUUUGAGACUACAGAUGCUGUACACCUUGCCCUGAAACUAAACAAUGCUGAACUGGAAGGAAGAAAGCUAAGAGUAAAACGUUGUGUUGAGGGUGAAAAAACACAACAGAAAAGUCCACAUAACAAAGCGAAAAGCCCCAUUGGACUUAAGUAUACAAAGGCAACUUCACUGAAAAAUGUAAAAGGAUACUCUAGUAAUACUUUUGCUGGUGAAAAAGCUGUCCCACUGAAAAAGAGCAAAAAAACCAAACCAAAAAACAUGAAGAAAAAAUUUAAAAAAGCUAAAUGAAACUUGAAGUUUGAAUUAUAUUUUAAAUAAAUUUUAUUUCAUACUUA